Messenger RNA from Striga asiatica, 324 nucleotides. NCBI's taxonomy places the organism in Eukaryota, Viridiplantae, Streptophyta, Magnoliopsida, Lamiales, Orobanchaceae. The record is from the annotation of a GenBank genome assembly.
AUGAAGUCAAGAGUUGUCUCCCAACAACUAGCCUUUCAUGACUUGUCUUUGGAGACCAACAACACCAUGGUUGUCAAGGCCACUAAUUCUGCUCAUUGCAUCAACAGGCUUUAUCUCAGGGCCAAGCGGAAACAUCAAAAUGAAGAAAAUCUAGUUCCCAGUAUGGUUAUUUUCCUCCGUAUAGAAGAUGCAUGCCGUUGGGCUUCUGGCCCAGAUGCUGGCAGCGAGUUCCUUUCAGAUAUCAUGUUCGUGAUGUCAUCAGAAAGUCUGACUGCUUCAUUAUAUUCCCUUACCCAGGAGUCUCCAGAAGAUGCCAUUGGCUGA